Messenger RNA from Helianthus annuus (common sunflower), 1525 nucleotides. RefSeq names its product serine/threonine-protein kinase BSK3. Bases 345 to 992 code for a protein of 215 amino acids. The record is from RefSeq and is a predicted model, not a curated record. Gene Ontology annotation, biological process: brassinosteroid mediated signaling pathway; protein phosphorylation. NCBI's taxonomy places the organism in Eukaryota, Viridiplantae, Streptophyta, Magnoliopsida, Asterales, Asteraceae. Gene Ontology annotation, molecular function: ATP binding; protein kinase activity. The transcript is spliced from 5 exons.
UUCUAUUUCAAUCUACCUUUAUAUCAUCAGUUUCUUCACCCUUCACCUGAAUCGUCCUCUUUCAAUCUACCUUUAUGAUUGAAUCUCUACAGCCACAAACGAAUUCAAUGCUUUCCUAUAAUUCUCAGAUACGUUUCAUGCCAGCAAUUAUUUAACAUCAAGCCCAUCAUGGAACUGGUUAUCUUCUCAAAUAUCGCCCCCCCUUUCAGUUCACCUUCCUUUCAAUGAAUUUGUAAAAUGGUUCAGUCACUCUCUUCCACUGGUCACCGACGAUUGUUCUCCCUUCACUCGAUCUCAUCGAUCAUCCUAUUUUUUUCUCCUACCACGAAACAGAUCGGUCCCAGAUGAUGGUGGUCACGAAACUUCGACUUCGUUUCCUGCUAAAUCAGAGAAAACAAGUAAUCAGUGGGUGCUUGUUAUUCAUGUUUUUCGUUCAUCUGAACAGGAACUGUAAUGGGGAGAAUGAUAAGCUAAAGUUGCCGGCUUUUAGGGAUUAUAAAUUAGAGGAAUUAAAAGCUACGACUGGAGGGUUUUCUGUGGAGAAUGUUGUGUCUGAGCAUGGUGAGAAAGCGCCUAAUGUUGUGUAUAAAGGAAAGCUGGCUGAUAGUGAUCGCUUGAUCGCUAUUAAGCGGUUUAACAAGUCGGCUUGGCCUGAUACUCGCCAGUUUCUUGAUGAAGCAAGAACACUUAGGCAACUUAGGAGCCAAAGAUUAGCAAAUUUGUUGGGAUGCUGCUGUGAAGGAGAUGAGAGAUUGCUGGUGGCAGAGUUCAUGUCUAAUGAAACUUUAUCCAAGCAUAUAUUUCAUUGGGAAAGCCAACCACUAAAAUGGGCUAUGCGGUUACGGGUGGCAUUAUAUUUGGCACAAGCAUUAGAGUACUGCUGCAACAAAGGGCAAUCACUGUACCAUGAUCUGAACACGUAUAGAAUCUUGUUUGAUCAGAGCCCACGAGCGCCCAAUCAAUGUCGUUUGUCGGGACCCACGAGUAUUUAGCUCCGGAGAUCAUCAAAGGCGAAGGUCAUGGCAGCGCGGUUGAGUGGACGGUCGGGAUAUUUCUUUACGAGCUUUUGUUCGGGAAAACUCCGUUCAAGGGGAAUGGUAACCGGGCCACUUUGUUUAACGUUGUCGGGCAACCGUUGAGGUUUCCCGAUUCGCCUUCGGUUAGUUUUGCGGCGAGGGAUUUGAUCAGGGGGUUACUUGUGAAGGAGCCGCAGCAUCGGCUGGCGUAUAAACGAGGGGCAACCGAGAUCAAACAGCACCCGUUUUUUCAGAGCGUGAACUGGGCGCUGAUGCGCUGCGCUACUCCGCCGGAUGUACCGAAACCGGUACCGGAAAUGGUGGGAGUAGAUGUGAAACCUUCCGGUAACUACUUUGAGAUUGAUUUCUUUUAGUGUUGUUUGUCAAUGGAUUCUACUGAAUUUCAAAGGAACUUGAACCUGUGUUUUUCUUUCAAUGGAUUGACAGUUAUAAUCUGGAUUAAGGAACCUUUUUAAAGCAUAAGUUAAAGAAAAUGUCAUGUUAGAUUA